Molecule: messenger RNA, 742 nt
Organism: Homalodisca vitripennis (glassy-winged sharpshooter)
Lineage: Eukaryota; Metazoa; Arthropoda; Insecta; Hemiptera; Cicadellidae
Product: myosin light chain alkali-like
Exons: 6
Coding region: 137-610 (157 amino acids)
Cellular component (GO): muscle myosin complex
Source: RefSeq, a predicted model, not a curated record
AUCAGACCGGGCCAAGCAAUUAGCUAAGUUUACUGAAGCGCUUAAGCUCGAUAAAACCAACGGCCGGCCGAGUUGGUUUUUCGACAGAAUCGCCUUGCUUUUGCUAGAGUAACCAGCCUCACCCCCAUCAAGCGAAAUGGCCCAAGAGGACGAGCGUAAACGGCUGCUGUUCGUGUUCGAUGUCUACAGCGAUGAUGGCAGUACCAUAGAUGGGGCAGAUGUCAUUAAUGCCCUCAGGGCUUUCAAUCUCAACCCUACCAUGCAGCUGGUGAACAGCUUAGGCGGCAGCGACAACAGAGGAGAGGUGAAGUACUCGUUCGACGAUUUCUGGAAGAUCUACUUGGGUGUGCGAGACGACAAGAACUCAGGAGGUUUCUCUGAUUUCGUGGAAUGUCUGAAGAUAUACGAUAUUGCUGAGAACGGGACUAUGAAACUCGUAGACCUUACUUCCAUGCUGGUGACACUCGGUGAAAAAAUCACCGAUGCACAGAUGAACGAGGUGUUAUCCGACUGCCAGCUGGAGGAAGAAGAUGACGAUGGUUGGUUUCCGUACCUACCGUUUCUGUGCCGUCUCUGUGAUAGACCUGUGCCAGCUUCCUGGAAACCCUAAAUUGAAGCUGCCUGAAAGAACCACUGAAAAAACUAAAUUGGUGUGAAAACAAAACAUUUUCUUAAACUGGAAUAGAUCCGGUUCUUCAAUUAAUUAAAUUGUGUUAAUAAAAACUAUUUCAAUGUGCUUAAA